Emiliania huxleyi CCMP1516 is the source of this 594-nucleotide messenger RNA. RefSeq lists its product as hypothetical. Lineage: Eukaryota; Haptophyta; Isochrysidales; Noelaerhabdaceae. Bases 1 to 594 code for a protein of 197 amino acids. The record is from RefSeq and is a predicted model, not a curated record. The transcript is spliced from 5 exons.
AUGCGCCGCUCGCCCUCGCUGGCCGGCUCCGCCUGUUCACUCUCAUUCGCCGCCGAAGUAGCUAGUGUUGUGACGAUUCCUAUCUAUUCUUCGGAGCGCGUGCUCCAGAGCAGAGAGCAGCACCCAGCAGAGAGCGGCAUGGGCUCCACGUGCAGCACGUGCUUGCCGGAGGACGAGUGCGAAAAACGCAAACCCAGCUUUUACGACGUGGUCCGUCUCAUCAGCUCGAUCCCCGACUCGCCGGCAUCCUUCAACCUCUCGGAACUUGGCUCUGUUUCCGGCCAGAACUCACCCACGGGGCGGGGCUCCCUCGUCAGCGCGUUAGGGUGGUCCAACCGCCCGAGGACCACCGACGCGCCGCUGCUCGUCGGCAAGGGGAGCCACUCGCUCGGCCCGCUCCUCGUGCAGAGGCAAAAGACGCUCCCGAUGAACCCCAGCAAAGGCCACAGCGAGGCGGAGCGGUACUGCGGCGAUGCGGCGGAGCGUGGGGUGAUGCGCGCAAACUCGCUGCCUCGCUCUCGACGGUCUUCGGGGUCCUGGGCGUCGUUCGACGCGGUCCCGGAAAAAGCGGCUCCCAACGUCGUCAGCAUAUAG